AUGCCAGCCAAUAGGCCCUUUUCACGCAACGUCACGAAUCCGCCAUUGUACUUCCGUGCAGUGGAUAACGACUUCCUGUCCGCGUUAUACCUAAUGGCAUGGGAUCGCGCUUUUCAGUCUGAAGUAAAAUAUCUCCAAGAAAUUUACCGCAGACGUCAAGUGGAAGGAUGGCCCAGUCAUCACACAAUGCCUAUUCCGGUCCACUUCCAGAUCCCCAUAUAA
This is a messenger RNA of Knipowitschia caucasica, 222 nucleotides long. Lineage: Eukaryota; Metazoa; Chordata; Actinopteri; Gobiiformes; Gobiidae. The record is from the annotation of a GenBank genome assembly.